Menidia menidia (Atlantic silverside) is the source of this 1831-nucleotide messenger RNA. The record is from the annotation of a GenBank genome assembly. NCBI's taxonomy places the organism in Eukaryota, Metazoa, Chordata, Actinopteri, Atheriniformes, Atherinopsidae.
AUGGAGAGCAGGAGGAGAGCAAGAGGGGCUACGGUCCAAAAGCUAGAAGCAGGGCAAGAGCGACGAAGAGACAGAAAGAAAGCCAGAGUCUGUCAGAGAGAGAACAAUUUCCCGAGGAAUGAGCAGUCUCUUACGCCUUUACAUUUGGCAGUAUUGCACCCGUGGUGUUGUCGAGGCAUGGACUGCAACUGCGUCAGUGAUCUGCUGCUCCCCCCUGUGCCCGCCCUCUGGACACCAGGGUUCGCCUUCCCGGACUGGGCCUACAAGCCCGAGUCAAGUCCCGGCUCCAGGCAGAUCCAGCUGUGGCACUUCAUCCUGGAGCUGCUGCAGAAGGAGGAGUAUCAGGGUGUGAUCGCCUGGCAGGGAGAUUACGGGGAGUUUGUCAUUAAAGACCCAGACGAGGUGGCCCGACUCUGGGGGAUAAGGAAAUGCAAACCUCACAUGAACUACGACAAGCUGAGCAGAGCACUGCGCCCAGCCUCUUACCUGGGCCAGAUGGCUCUGGGGUUUUUUUUCUCCUCCUUUACCACCGAUAAAACCAGCUUCCUGCCACACACACAUUGUGACACCUCUGUGGGUGGUAAAGGAAACUGGCAUGGCGACGUCUUGACAUGCCCAGCGGGAGACAGCGCAGGUCGUUACUUUGGAGACUGGAUCUCUUUGUAUUACUACAACAAGCGGAUUUUGCACAAAACCAAAGGGAAGCGUUUUACAUACAAGUUUAACUUCAGCAAGGUGGUGCUGGUGAACUACCCCAUCCUGGACAUGGCCAACUCCCCCUUUUUUUUGGCCCAAAACCACUUCAAUGGGAGCACUGCCACACCGGACUGCAGCCCAGAGGCCAUACAGUCCCUGUUUCCCCGCCUGCCCGACACCGGCAGAGGAACGUCCCUGUUUGACCGGGGGACCACGGCACCCGGGGCAGAGGGAGACAAACUGAGACUGGACACUUUUCCUUUCCUCAGUUCAGGUGCCCCAUGCUACACCAAACCACCGUCCCUGCUGGGCCCGUACCCUCGCAGUCCACCCUUUGACUACCCCUGGGGCUUCAAUCCCUACCUCCCAGGGGCCUUCUCUCUCAAUAACUGCCCCAAACUGCCCCCUGGCUCCCUCUACCCCUCCCAGUUUUAUCCUAACCCUUUGCAGAGCAGUCUCUCCCAGCUGCCUCACCCCUUCUCCUCCCUGCUGCCCCCGGGGGAGGCCGGUGGGGGUGACAGGGGAGCGGCGGGGCAAACUGGCGGAACAAACGGAACGGCAGGCGGUCAGCCGGCCAGACUCUGCCUGCCUCCGUACCCGGGCGGCCUGUCGAUGGGCCGGACAGACAUUGGCAGCGGGGCCACGCUAGCGGAGCGGGAGCGGGGGGAGGCCAACCCCCCGGGCUCCGGCCUGAGUCUGGGGCUGGGAGCGGUCAGCCUCGGGGCCGCGACCGGGACAGGCCGGCAGAGCCCCACAGAGAGGAGGGGGGGCGUGAAGCAGGACCCAGAGUCAGACUCGGACCUGGAGAUAACAGACCUCAGCGACUGCAGUUCGGAGAACGAGAACGAGCACGAAUUUGGCAUCAGCAAGGAUGCCAGCCUGGCGAGCCGGUCGCAGCUUCUUUUGGAUGGAAAGAAGGGCAGCGCGCUGCCACCCAUCACCUCUCUCCCCCCGCCGGUGUCUCCUCACCCCCUGAAGAGCCUGAUGCCCAUCAGCCCUCCUCCCCCGUCCCUGCCUGCAUCUCUUUCCCCUUCUAUGGCUCUGCAUGACAGACACAGGGAGACAGAGACUCUCAAAAUGAUCCACAGCUAAGACAUUUUCUGAUCCCCUCACCAGUCUGUGCUCCAGCGACUCU